Messenger RNA from Galeopterus variegatus (Sunda flying lemur), 3657 nucleotides. It is a transcript of the gene SCAMP1, whose product is annotated as secretory carrier membrane protein 1. The record is from RefSeq and is a predicted model, not a curated record. The transcript has 8 exons. NCBI's taxonomy places the organism in Eukaryota, Metazoa, Chordata, Mammalia, Dermoptera, Cynocephalidae. Gene Ontology annotation, biological process: protein transport. The coding region runs from base 100 to 960 and encodes 286 amino acids. Gene Ontology annotation, cellular component: recycling endosome membrane; trans-Golgi network membrane.
GAUCCAUCAGUUACCCAGGUGACAAGAAAUGUUCCACCAGGACUUGAUGAAUAUAAUCCAUUCUCGGAUUCUAGAACACCUCCACCAGGCAGUGUGAAAAUGCCUAAUGUACCCAAUACACAACCAGCAAUAAUGAAACCAACAGAGGAACAUCCAGCUUAUACACAGAUUGCGAAGGAACAUGCUUUGGCCCAAGCCGAACUUCUUAAACGCCAGGAAGAACUAGAAAGAAAAGCUGCAGAAUUAGAUCGUCGAGAACGAGAAAUGCAAAACCUCAGUCAACAUGGCAGAAAAAAUAACUGGCCACCUCUUCCUGCCAAUUUUCCUGUGGGACCUUGUUUCUAUCAGGAUUUUUCUGUAGACAUUCCUGUAGAAUUCCAAAAGACAGUAAAGCUUAUGUACUACUUAUGGAUGUUCCACGCUGUAACACUGUUUCUAAAUAUCUUUGGAUGCUUGGCUUGGUUUUGUGUUGAUUCUGCAAGAGGGGUUGAUUUUGGAUUGAGUAUCCUGUGGUUCUUGCUUUUUACUCCUUGUUCAUUUGUCUGUUGGUACAGACCACUUUACGGAGCUUUCAGGAGUGACAGUUCAUUCAGAUUCUUUGUAUUCUUCUUCGUCUAUAUUUGCCAGUUUGCUGUACAUGUACUCCAGGCGGCAGGAUUUCAUAAUUGGGGCAAUUGUGGUUGGAUUUCAUCCCUUACUGGUCUCAACCAAAACAUUCCUGUUGGAAUUAUGAUGAUAAUCAUAGCAGCACUUUUCACAGCAUCGGCAGUCAUCUCGCUAGUUAUGUUUAAAAAAGUACAUGGACUAUAUCGCACAACAGGUGCUAGUUUUGAGAAGGCCCAACAAGAGUUUGCAACUGGUGUGAUGUCCAACAAAACUGUCCAGACUGCAGCUGCAAAUGCAGCUUCAACUGCAGCAACUAGUGCAGCUCAGAAUGCUUUCAAGGGUAACCAGAUUUAGAAAAUCUUCAAACAAUACACUGUUACCUUUUGACUAUACUUUUUUCUCUAAUUACUGUAUUCUACAAAUAUUUUUAUGUUCAAAACAUACAGUACACACAGCAUGGGUAUUUCCUGUUCACUUGUGCAUGAGCUAAAACCAGAAAAACUUCCUUAUUACUUUAUUUAAUAGUUUCUUAUUAUUUCAGUGCCCCUAGCAGAAAAAAAUAUUACAUGUUAAAUAAAUAUUCUCCAUAUUUUUUGGGGGAUGAUGUUCAGUGAAUUAUUUCAGUGGUGACACACCAAAAUUAAUAUGGUACAUAUGAUUAAAAAUGCACUUAAUGCUAAUUGCAAUAGUUCUUGCAAGAAUCUUUAGAAAUAAGGAUUACACAUUGGAACAGUAAAGCUAUGUUUCAUUUCUUUUUCCCUAUUUAUAUUGAAAGAAAUAGGCCAGCAGAGACUUACAGAUUUGUAAAUUGGCUUGCUUUUUACGAGUUUCAGUCACCAGUGAAAAGCCUGUGUGCAUUUUGUAGUAAAUAAUGUAAAUUUAUCCUCUUUUUCUCUUCUUUUUUUAGAGUAGUUAAUAUUUUGAUAACAAUUUCUGAUCUUGCAUGGGAACCAUGUUUCUUUAGUAUUUUGGGUUCUGUACUGCUUAUGGUUGUAGGAUUCAGGAGUUGCUUAUGGAAUCAUAGAAAUGAUUUUCUGUAAUUUAAUUAAAUUUUUAAUUUAAGUAAAAAUUUAUUGGGUUGCAAUAUAGAAAUUUAAUAUAAUAAGUAGUGCAUUAUCCAAAAGAUAACUUAAUAUAAUAUGCAGUACAUUAUCCAAAAUAGAAGUUAAUUGAUGCAAUAGAAUGUAGUGAUAAUUCCUUUUAUUUUUUUUUAUUUUCAGUAUUCACAUAGUAAAAUUUUACUGUAUGUAUGAAUGUUGGUAUAUUCUCCAGUUGAACUGAGAUUGUAUUUGGCAGCUCUUUUGGGGGGAGUGUGUGUAAUUUUUAAUAGCGCUGUUAAGAUAGCCUAAGAUAGCCUUGUCUAAAAAGAACAUACAGUAUUUAAAGGAUUUUUCUUUUAGCCUCUCAUUUCUACUGGCAAUAAAAAUAGAAAGACCCUGGCAUUUUUCAUAUACUUGAUCCCUGAUAUACCUAAGUCUUUCACUGUUUGAGACAAACUGAAUACAUUUAAAAUUUUCAGCAAUAGAAAAUAUAAAACAUUUAACUUGCACCAAGCAAGAAAAUACAAGUACAGUUAAAUGAAUUAAUUACGAUAGUAAUCACACUAAAAUUGUUACUAUGCAGCACAGAACUUCAUUCUUAUAGUGUAUUUGGGUUCAAACUUUCAAUUGUUUUUAAUACUGAUUAAAUGACUCAAAGAGUUUAUGGAUGCUACUUUGUUUUGAAAGGCUUUAGCUAAUUUAAGAUAACAGAGUGGUAGGUAGUGAUUUAUUCAAUUUGAUUUUAAGUAAGGUUAGUCUGCUGGAUUAUAUUAUUUGAGACUGCAAAUAUUUAAAAAAAAAAUCAGAUGGACAUAAAUGCAUGAAUCAUUUUCAUUCUCCCCAAAUCUGGAGUUAAAGUAAAUUUCAUGCUGGGGAUGGAAUACCGAGUUCCCGCUAUUUAUGAAGAAGCUCUCUGUGUUAUUACGUAAUGCAAAUCCAUCCGGAUGGUGUUUACAUUUGAUUUAUUUGGGACUUUACUGAAGUAAUAUACUUGGAAGAUAUUUCUUUUAUUCUGAAGAAAAUAGGAUUCAGAGUAUGAAUUUAAAGCUGUUUUUAUAAAUAUUUCGGAUCAUUGAUAAUCUCUACCUACAUUCUCAACCAAGCCUAAUGUUUUUUUUUUCAGAGCCUAUAGUCUUAUUGAAAAUCUGUUUCAUCAGUGUGCUUUAUUGAGUGUGGAUUUUACAAACAUUCAAAACAUUAACCAUAAAAAUACAAGAGCAGUUAUAUCCACCAUUAACUUAUAUCCCAAGUCCAUUUUUGUUUUACUUUAAACUACAGAUAAGAAAGAUAUAUCAGAGACUUUUGAAAAAUACUGACGUGCUUUCCUUCAGAAUUGGGAUGUUUCUCUCUAUUAUGUAGAGAUUCCCAAAGGUUGCAUUAUUAAAUAGCAAAGAAUAAUUACAAGGCACAAUACCUGUGUGUGGAUAGGGAAAAUGGCAUUUUAAAAUCCAAUUAUUUAAGUUAAUAUAAGCUUGGGAGGGAAAAUUAUGUUUUUAAAAAACGUAAAUGGCAUUAAAAUGAUGGCAAUGCUUGAAGUUUGAUCAGGUAUGAAAGGAGCUUUGAAUUCUUAUAUUGACUAUUCUCUUAACAAUAAUUAAUAUAAGUAGUUACAUUUUCACUCAGCAAAAGGUUGGCAUUUGUCAGUAUUCUAUAUUUAAUACUUAAUAUACCUGUUAUCACAGUCAUGAAAUGGUCUUCACAUAUUAGGUAGGCAUCCAUGUCAUUUUUUAGUUUGCAAUAUUGAAAUGUGGCUCUUUAUUUCACACUAAAGUUUGAACACCGGAAAAUCAUUGCUCAGUGAUUUGUAAUUUGGGACUUGGAUUAUUUAUCCGGGGAUGCUUGUAUAUUUUGUCAGUGAGUAAUAUUGUGCUGCCAUCACGACAACUCUCAUGGUUCUGUAUAAAUGCCCUCCAUCUGUCCCUCUAACAUUGCAUGUUUUCAGUGGGUUGGAAGUUUUGUAUAUUUAUUGUAUUAACACAGAGUGUCAGAAAAUAAAAUGCUGUUUACUGGA